AUGCAUCGACUUACAUUCUUUUCUCAAAAGAGUUCGUCAUUAUUUCGACCUUUGAGUUACUUAAAAAAUGAGAAAAUAAUUUGUAUUGGUGGCAAUCGCCGUAAUUCUCUUUCAUUAAUUCUGGAAUCAUCGCCACAACAAUUAUUUUAUCGUCAAAUAUCAUCAAAAAAAAGUGAAGCUAGCAAAAAUGUCGGUGAUAAUAAUGGUGAACAAGAUCCUCAUUCGAAAAUCAUGGAAAUUCUUCGAGAAUCAACUGCAAUGAGUAAUCAAACUCAUGCUAUCGAAUCACAAGUUAAAUAUGGAAAGAUUUUUCGAUACGGGGAAUUAUAUGCUCCAUACGAAUUAAAUGAAGACAAGUACAAAGGUAAAAGAAAUACGGGUAGAUCUACGAGAAAACCACCAACUGUCGAUAUAUUUAAUGCUUUAAAACUUAAUCCAUUAGUCGAAUACAAGGCAAGUUUGACGGCAAAAAAUCAAAGAAAAUUGGCAAAAGCUAUUAAACGUGCAAGAUCAUUUGGAUUAAUCCCUUCUACACAUAGACGCAAAGCUGAUUUUUAUGAUGUAGAACUUAUGAUGUCACAAAUGAAAAAUAAAAAAGCUUCAGACUUUAUGGAUUUUGAGUGA
Molecule: messenger RNA, 624 nt
Organism: Funneliformis mosseae
Lineage: Eukaryota; Fungi; Glomeromycota; Glomeromycetes; Glomerales; Glomeraceae
Source: the annotation of a GenBank genome assembly